Molecule: messenger RNA, 1663 nt
Organism: Camellia sinensis
Lineage: Eukaryota; Viridiplantae; Streptophyta; Magnoliopsida; Ericales; Theaceae
Source: RefSeq, a predicted model, not a curated record
UCAUAUUCCUUUAUUCUCAAUUCCCAUUUUCAGAGCGACUGUGUUGUUCAUCUCCAUCUCUCUCUCUCUCUCUCUCUCUCUCUCUCUCUCCUCUGUUGUUGUCUACUCUCUUUCUGUUCCAUUUUCCUGAUACUGUGACACAGGUAGGUGGGGCUGGUCACCAUCCUUUUGUCAGAUUUCUCUUUUUUCAGUCCCUCAGUGUUGACAAAUAGGGCUGGAAGAGAAGAAUAAAACAACCCACUAUAUACAAAGUGAACAUACACACCCAAAUAAAUAUUUAUCUUUUCCUCUUGUUUCUCUCUCCUUAUAGUUCAUACAUACCCAUCUUUCAGGUGUUCCCUCUUCUCUUUCUUUGUUUCUGAGCUUUUCCCACAUGAAGACAAUCACAGCUAAGAGCCCUCAUGACUCUUCCUUCUCAUUCUCCAGGAGAUACUUCCACUGGAAGAGGAAAGUUGAAGAAGACGAGGAUAACGCGGAAGAAAUUUUAACUUUCAGCUCCUCCUCACAUGAUUGCGAGGAGGAGCUGAAAGUUAACGGGUUAGACUUUUCGGUGCCAUCACUGGCCGUUUCAGUGAAGGCACCAAAGAAGAAACUGUCAAUUAUGGCAGUUUCCAAGCUCCGAUCGGCUCUUGCUCUUUUUAGCAGCAAGAGCCAAUCAAAUUUUCAUUCGGGUCUUGGCACCCGAGUACUGGUGGGUACCUUAUUUGGGUACAGGCGCGGGCACGUCCAUUUCGCAUUCCAAGAGGAUCCCAAGUUGAGUCCGGCAUUUCUGGUUGAGUUUGCAACUCCAACAAACAUAUUGGUUCGAGAAAUGGCGUCAGGGUUGGUUCGGAUCGCGUUGGAGUGUGACAAGAAAACAGAGAAGAAAGGUGUUAAGUUAGUGGAAGAGCCAAUUUGGAGAACAUACUGCAAUGGCAAGAAAUGCGGGUACGCGAAAACAGAGAAGAAAGGUGUUAAGUUAGUGGAAGAGCCAAUUUGGAGAACAUACUGCAAUGGCAAGAAAUGCGGGUACGCGGUGAGGCGUGAAUGUGGGCCCGAGGAGUGGAAGGUGUUGAGGGCGGUGGGACCGGUUACCAUGGGAGCGGGGGUGUUGCCGGAGAGUGGUGGCGGUGGGUCUGAGGGGGAGCUAAUGUACAUGAGAGCCAAAUUUGAGAGAGUUGUAGGGUCUAAAGACUCUGAAGCUUUUUACAUGAUGAACCCUGAUGGUCAUGGUCAUGGAGGUCCUGAACUUAGCAUUUACUUGCUUAGAGUUUAAUAGUAUCAAUCAUCAUCCAAUUCCAAUUCCUAUUCCUUUUCCUAUUCCUAUUGGUACCUAUUUUGUGCUGCAAGUUCUAAUGUUUAGAUUGUUAGUUUUUAUUUUAUUUUUUUGGAAUGGGAAUUGUGGGGUUUUAACUUUUGUGUUGGCUUUUUUCAAUGUUUUGGGCUGUGGGUGGGGAGCAAUAUAGCAUGAUAAUAGGGAUGACUGGUGGGGUAUAUGUAUGUGUAUAUAACAAGAGACAAAUGUCCAGAUCUUGUCCCUUGCAUUUUGAAAUUAAGAUAAAUUGUGUUUCAGUGAGAAAAUUCAAAAUAAUUGUGUCUUUCAUAUAGGUGAAAGUUGUGGUAUGUACACAAUUCUCAUUUGUACUUUUAUGAAAUACAAUUAUUUUUGAGUUGUUUUCACUUU